Messenger RNA from Penicillium manginii, 198 nucleotides. Its product is annotated as MFS transporter. Lineage: Eukaryota; Fungi; Ascomycota; Eurotiomycetes; Eurotiales; Aspergillaceae. The record is from RefSeq and is a predicted model, not a curated record. Bases 1 to 198 code for a protein of 65 amino acids. The transcript has a single exon.
AUGGUUGAGGGAAAACAGCCCACCUAUCUCGAUACUUUGGAGAUCGACGAGGAAUCCGAGGCCCUCGAGGGCUACAUCGUCGAUCCUAGUCGCUAUGCUGAUAAUGCAGUUAGUUUUAAAGACCAGCCCCGACGGGCGUUACGUUCUAAUACCUCAACCUUUGGAUACAACCAACGACCCUAUGAACUAGAGAAGUAG